Colossoma macropomum (tambaqui) is the source of this 968-nucleotide messenger RNA. RefSeq names its product taste receptor type 2 member 8-like. NCBI's taxonomy places the organism in Eukaryota, Metazoa, Chordata, Actinopteri, Characiformes, Serrasalmidae. The record is from RefSeq and is a predicted model, not a curated record. The transcript has a single exon. Gene Ontology annotation, biological process: G protein-coupled receptor signaling pathway; sensory perception of taste. Gene Ontology annotation, molecular function: G protein-coupled receptor activity. The coding region runs from base 9 to 968 and encodes 319 amino acids. Gene Ontology annotation, cellular component: membrane.
CUGUUAGCAUGAGCUCCAUAGCUUUUGCUACAGUGAAUAUCCCUGUCUCUACUGUCAGCAUUUGUAUGAACACCUUUUUUGUUUUCUGUAUGGUCUUCCCACAGCAAGGAACAGAUCAGCUAAAACAACCUCUUAAUGUUUUACUCGGAUCACUUGUUGGGUACAACACCACUCUCCAAGUCUGUGUUUUUCUUUUUGCUAUGGUGGAAAAUGACAUAUUUACAGUGAGUGAUUUUUGUUAUGCUGUUGUAAUAGAAUGUAUCUGUUUUGCCAUGAGGACCAGUGUGACCUCCAUCCUUUGGCUGAAUGUGUUCUACUACUGCCAGAUUGUUCCUUCUCAACAUCCUUCCUUUAUUUGGUUGAAGAAGAACAUCAGAGUGUUCAUAUACUCUGCUCUGAUAAUGGACAAAUUCUUCUUUAUGUUUGAGUUCUCUAUAGGCAUUGCAUAUAGUACUAUAUAUAGAGAGUUUGAUGAAUACAAUGCUGAGACGAACUUUAAUACAACAUACUCACAAUGGUAUGCCAUACAUAAAAAAAUGGACAGAGUGAAUGAUUUGUUGCGUGCAGAUACAUGGAUAAGAUUCGCCUAUUUCUUGCUGUGUCUUUGUGUGAUGUCUGCAUCAAGCUGUGCAACUGUUCUCUACCUGUGGAGACACAUGAAAAGCAUGGAAGAGAGUAGCAGCUCUUUCUCUUCUCCUCGUCUCCAGAAACAGAUGAGGGUGACCAUCACAGGCAGCAUACAGGCUUUCUUAUACUUCUUCUGCUCAACCUGGAUAAUAGUAAGAGAUAUAGUGGUAUUUGUAUUCUAUAUAGAAUUAGAUUUGAAUGGUCAUUUAUUUUGCACUGUUACCUGCUUGUACUCUUUGGGAAUAACCAUUAACUUGGGUGUGGGCCAGACAGUAUUUCGUCAGCGAGCAGUUCAUGUCCUACAAAUAUGUCUUCAGACUCUCAAAUCCGUAUCUAUUUGA